Molecule: messenger RNA, 3311 nt
Organism: Actinia tenebrosa (Australian red waratah sea anemone)
Lineage: Eukaryota; Metazoa; Cnidaria; Anthozoa; Actiniaria; Actiniidae
Product: Golgi-pH regulating cation channel-like
Biological process (GO): retrograde transport, endosome to Golgi
Cellular component (GO): membrane; Golgi apparatus
Source: RefSeq, a predicted model, not a curated record
GCCGACACAGAUUAUAAUCCAAGAUGGCGGCUUUCAGGUUGUUAUUAGUCUGUUCUGUCCUUCUUGUUUUUCCGAUAUCUUCGGACUCUCUGCCAGAACCUGGAAAACAAGAGAUGGUGUUUCCAACGUCUGAGACGCAUAAAACAUUUUCAAAAGCUUUAUACGAGGGAACGACUAUUUCUGUUAAAGGAAGUUGUUCUUCUAUUGAAGAAAGUACGCCAACGAUAAAAAUCAGUUGGAAGCUAAUAUACUCACAGUGUGCUGAACAAUUUAUGGGAUUAACGGAAAAUAUGAUUAAUGUUUAUUGGGAUAAAACAUAUAAUCAUGAAAUCCAUGGUGAAGACACUGUCAUAUGUAAUAACAAUAUCCAUUUGUCAGAUAUGACAUCACAAGAAGAAUAUAAUUUCAAUGACACUCUGCCUAAUGCUGCAAAAUUUAAAAAGGAUAAUGAUGGAAGUGAUCAAGAGGAGGUAGCAAAACCAGUUGAUGGAGGAAAGACAGGAAAACCAAAUCCAGGUAAAAAUGGAACACAAGCAGAAGAGCAUAGUGAAAAUAACAAUGCAACAGAUCAGCGCACUGCAGAAAUUAGGCAAGAAAGAAGUGCAGAAAUGGAGGACAAAGAGGUCAAAACCCUUUUACGUGUGAAAAGAGAUAAUGAGGUAAAUGGUGGUGUUCCAGCAUCAAAUACAAAGAAACAAAGGAAAUCAAAGAAAACUAAAAACCAGAAAAAGGAGUCUAAUAUUCCUAAAACUAAGAAAAACCCAAAAUCUAGUGAGAAAUCAAGACGUAUAGCAUUGAUAAAGCGAGAUGGUAUCUAUAUGCUGAUAGUAACUGUGAUGCCAGUAAAACCAGAGAAAACAAAGGAAUCAGAGAAAUCAUCAUUUCAUUUGAAGUUGGAAGUAGCCAUGGAAAGCAAAUCUGGUUACCUUUCAGCUACUGAUUGGCCUCUGUUGCCUUUCUAUGGUGUCAUGUCAUUAGUGUACUUGUUCUAUGGAAUCAUAUGGCUCAUUGUAUCAGCAUGCCAGUGGAGAGAUCUCUUGCGAAUACAGUUUUGGAUUGGUGGUGUUAUCGCACUUGGAAUGUUAGAGAAAGCAGUCUUCUAUUCAGAAUAUAACAAUGUUAAUAACACAGGAGUUGCAACCCCUGGCCUUGUGGUGUUUGCAGAGAUAAUAUCAGUGGCCAAGAGGACACUGGCUCGUAUGCUGGUCAUUAUUGUCAGCAUGGGCUUUGGAAUUGUCAAACCUCGGCUUGGAAAAUCUCUUCAUCGAGUCCUGGUUGUUGGUGCUUUAUACUUCAUCAUUGGCAUUGUUGAGGGCUAUCUACGAUCACACAGACUCAAGGCAGACCCAAGCAAGGAGCAGCUAAUUGCAGGAAUUCCUUUAGCUGUUCUCGAUGCUGCUAUCUGCUGGUGGAUCUUCAUGUCUCUGGUUCAAACCACCCGCACUUUGAGGAUCCGACGCAAUGUCAUCAAGCUCUCCCUUUACAGGCACUUCACCAACACUCUGAUCUUUGCCGUCCUUGCUUCAGUUGCUUACAUGAUUUGGUCAAUCAAGACUCACAAAUUCGCCGAGUGUAUAAAGGAUUGGUCGGAGUUAUGGUUGGAUGAAGCGUUUUGGCAUUUCUUGUUCUCCAUCAUUUUACUUGUCAUCAUGGUCCUCUGGCGACCAACUGCCAACAACCAAAGGUAUGCCUUCACGCCAAUCGUUGACUUUGAUGAGGACGAAGAAGAUAACGUUACUCUUUCAGAAGCUUUCGAUGGAAUGAAGAUGAGGAACACUAGGACUGAAGUGAUCGUCGAUGGAGAUUCCAAAAAGAAGGCUGAGGACGAUCUUAAAUGGGUGGAAGAAAACAUCCCAUCUUCUGCAGCAGACGCGGUUUUACCAAGUGUUUUGGACUCAGAUGAGGAAUUGAUGACAACCAAGUUCGAAAUGUCAAAAAUGGAGUAGUCGAUCAAUCAGUGAUUACCAUCGAAGAAAGCACCACUGGCCUCUGCGCUGCAAAGACUGAAAUGGCUUACCCUUUGUGUAAAAAGAAUUAAGCAUUUGGUAUCAAAGUACCAAAUGAAAAUGAUAUAGGGAUGUCUAAAGCUGAUACUUAGAAAACCAUAUAAAACUAGAUAAUUUGUCCAUGGACACAUUUUCAUUUUGCAUCUCAACCUAUUACUGUGCAACUUCACCAACCAGAGCCACGCAGACAAAUUUGCAUACAUAUUAGCCAAUCACCAUUGAGUAUUUAAACAAUAGAAUCUGUACAAAUUUUUACAUUUUCCUCUUUAAAAUGAUAUAUUUUAAUUCAUACGUGUGUGUGUAUGAUCAGAAGUGAAUAAGAAACAGUUUAAAACCCAGAAUUCAUUGAUUCAUCUGUUAUGCAGUGUUAUAGCAGGCUAUUGUUUGGGUGGUAUUGGUUGAUGUAGUCGCAAUGUGAAAAAUAUUUUAGCCGCAAUAUGGGUCAUCAACCCGGUUAAUUUUAUAAAACGUGUUUAGUGGUGCAACUCAGGAACCGCUAAAUAUUUAAAUUUAAUCAAAGAUUAUUAUGACGUAAAGCAGGCAAUACGCUUUGAAACGAGACGUUUUUGAAGUUCCUGUGCCAUCACGAUGGUAAAAUACUGUAGUAAUGUCUCGUGAUUUUCUCGCAUUUCGAAAUGUUUUCGUUAGAUUAGUUUAAGGAAAUGCAUUUCCGCGUAAAUAGUAGCAUCUAAAGCGAAAUAAUAUUUUGCAUUCGUAAUUAUAGACCAUUAUUUUUCUACGUUGUAUUAGAUUACAUAACAUAUAUCCGUGAGAAAGUUAGCUGACACAAUUGUACAAAUUAGUACAAAGUUUUGUAGGUCUACGGUCUACUGAGGUCUACUGAACUUACUAAUGUGUGCAAUCUCUUACGAAGUUUUUCACGGAUAUAUGGUAUGCACUCUAACAGUACAAUGAAUCAUAAAAUAGCGUACCUCCUGCUUGGGUAUCCUGGUUGACAGUUCGGAAUUUGGAUAGAAACAUGGAAGCUUUCUUUCAAAACUCCUUUAAAACGUGGGUGCACAGACAGUGGCCUGGUUCUCGAUAGCGACUCAAGCCGACGCGAGCAGAAGCACGAGCGCAAAAACACAAUCUUCCAUUCUUUUGCGUUUGCACAUGCACUAUUUCAAGUUGCGUCGGCUUGUGUCACUAGCUAAGUGUCGUGUACAUUGAUCUAAUUGUGUCCGUAUUCUAUGCAGUUUAGACGAUAGUUUGAUAACUUCACUAAGUAUACAUCCACUCGAUCUUCUCCAUGUUAAACUUAUUUAGACCCUUAGCUUGAAAUACACCGGAAAAAUUCUAAGCUGA